This is a messenger RNA of Ascochyta rabiei, 2238 nucleotides long. RefSeq lists its product as uncharacterized. The coding region runs from base 1 to 2238 and encodes 745 amino acids. NCBI's taxonomy places the organism in Eukaryota, Fungi, Ascomycota, Dothideomycetes, Pleosporales, Didymellaceae. The record is from RefSeq and is a predicted model, not a curated record. The transcript has 2 exons.
AUGGACGUUAACAAUAAUGUAGAGACCUACCACAGUAGCAGCUGGGAACCCAUGCGUACAGAUACGGAGUACACAGCGGGGGCAUACACUACCGUUGGGCUCCCUAUCACCCACCACAAGACCUGGGUCGAACAUCUGGAAGAAUACGAGCAUCGGCGUUUUGGGACAGGAAUACUAUCCUUUCUCUACAACAACUUCGUAGCUGGAUGGCGGGCUGGAUUACUCCGUGCCUUCCUGUUCAGUCUGGCAGCUCUCGCCCUCAACAUUUCCAUAUUCCUCUGGUUGUUUCUCGAGUACGGUCCCGUGAGAGGUAAUGGUACGAUAAACACAUCGAACUGUGAUGAGGUUGGGAACUUGGAGACAGGAAUAAAAGUAGGGUUAAACGUCGUCUCCACGUUGAUCUUGGGCGCUUCGACCUAUGCGAUGCAGGGUACAACAGCACCCACAAGAGAAGAAGUGGACAGCGCUCACUCGAAAGGCAAAUGGCUUGAGAUAGGAACGCAAAGUUGGCGGAACCUGAUAUAUGUGAGCAAAAGGCACGCAUCCAUCUGGAGUAUUUUGGCCAUUACCAGUCUACCACUUCAUCUUGUGUUCAAUGCCGUCUUCUUCACUACCACAGAGACCUAUCAAUACGCAGUAGCCGUGGUAGACCAAGGUUUCCUACAGAACGCGGAAUUCCAGGCCACGUCCGAAAACUCCUCACCCACGCUUCCUCAAUUCGAACGCUUUGUGUGGAACGGAAACUGUGACGGCAAUGAUUGUUCCUGGGAUAUCAACAACGAUGGUUUAGUCCGUCAGCUCCUUGACGAUGUGAGAGACUCGAGCCGCGCCCAAGCCUACAAGCGACUGGAACGUCCAGAGUGCAUUGAGAGCUACACAGAAGGAUUCAUGCAAAAGUACAGCGACGUGGUCGUAGUUUCAAACAUCACACAGGUAGACACUCCAGUCUUGUGGACGCGCUACUCUCAGAGAAAUUUGAGCAAGGACAAGAAAGAUACAAACCAGGAUCCAUUCCAUUGGGUGUGCCACGAUAUGCUCAAGAACUCUGUCGAAGGACCCGAUCGUUGUAGCAGAGGAUUUGCCAAGAAGCAUAUCAAGCCUGAGCAGUGGACAGUUUACGGCCACCCUGUGGAUUACUGCUUCGCCCGUGUCGAGCCAGAACUUUGCCAUUUGCAGUAUAAUGCUUAUAUUAUGCUUGCCGUUGUCGUCUUCAGUGUCAUCAAAGUAUUGGCAAUCGCUUUCCUCGUCGUUACCCAUCCAAAGGGAGACUUUUUGCGCACCAUGGGCGACGCGAUCACAUCAUUUUUGAAGAAGCAGGACGAAACUACCAAGGACAUGUGUCUCGUUUCUUCAGCUCAAAUUCGAAAACAGGGUUUCCAAUCGCCUUACUCUCCACAAACUUUUACCAACGCUCGGCCUCGAUGGUGGACUGGAGCCAACACAACAGAAUUUUUCUCUACGAUUGGCAUCUCCGCAGGCUAUGUGGUCAUCCUUAGCAGCACACUGUAUUGGGCCAUCUCUGAAACGGAUGGUACGGCUUUUGACAGCGGCCUUGGACGACCGAACAUACAGUCACUCGCCAAUCUGAGGCCCGACAACACAAAAUCGUCCACAAUUGUACCGACCAUCCUUACUGCCAACAUUCCACAGGUCGGCUUCUCGCUGCUCUAUGUAUUCUACACAAACAUCUGGAGCAAGCUGUUGAUUGCGUACGAGUUCGACCGACUCACCAGAGUUCAGAAGGGUCUGAGGGUUAGUGAGCGUUCUAAAGGUCAACAACGCGCCAGUCACUUCUUCACGCUGCCUACAAGAUAUGCUCUCCCGCUCAUGGCGGUCAGUGCGGCGCUGCAUUAUUUGUGUUCGCAGAGCCUCUUCAUGGCCCGUUUCGAUGGAAUGAGAGACGGCAAUAUUGAUCCUCAAGAUCAGAUGGUCAGGCUGGGAUACAGUGCUACUGGAAUGAUUGCGCUGAUCUCAGUCAACUUCGCUAUGAUGGUGGUUACAAUCUGCGUAGCUGGCUUCCGGCGGCUUAGUACAGGGCUAGGGGAGAUGUCAAUGAGUGUCGUCAUCAGCGCAGCCUGUCAUAUCAAGCGACCAGAGUAUGAGCCGUGGCUACAGGCGGUCCAAUGGGGAGACGUAAGUGGCGGCAUUGGCGAGAUGGAGGGUGGCCAAGAUAUACGACAUUGCGCUUUCACAUCUCUAUCCGCAGAGCGACCCAUUGAAGGGCAUAUAUACCGCUAG